CCGGGAGAAGCAGCGCCUCCCUGUGUACGCACCGAUUGGUCGGUGAUCUUGACGGGCUUGCCUUCUCGUCUCCAGUCCAGGGCGGGGCUGACAGACUCCAGCAAACUGAAUUAGGCUACAACCGGCAGGGGAGGAAAAAAAACUUACCCCGGGUCGAUCCAUGGAGCUGUGUGGGAAUGCUCUGUCCGCAGCGGGGACGCAGGGAACCGGACGGCAGAUCCCACAUUUCGGCCACAUCCUCCCGGACUGCCUGAGCUGCCGGUGCGCUCCAGAGUGACCAGAUUCAAACCCACCACUGCACCGGGCUUGUCUUUAAACAAAAAUAUUCACGCAGAGACGCACACACAGUUUACGCAUCCGCGGGGUGGAAAACGAAGACGCGCGUUUUAUUCCUGCGCCGCUGUCAAGAUGAUGUGACCAACCACUCAUCCACUGACUGGAGAAACAUCUGUGGACCCGGAUUUAUUUUUGAAUUCUUUCGCACUCCCUCUGUUUCACUGCUGGGGAUCGUCUGAGCUGCUGGUAAUAAGGCUGGCAGGCCUGGGGUGGGACAGAGAACAUGGCUGAACCACGGCGAGAGAGCACCAGCAGCCUGCAGAGGAAGAAACCUCCCUGGCUCAGGCUGGACAUUCCCACGGCUCAGAUGUCACUGGACGAGCAUCCCACUUUUGUCCAGCCCACGAAGAGGCAGGGGUUCCUGCGCAGUAUCAGCAUGCCAGUGGAGACCUCUCACCUCCAGUCCCCGCCCCGCGACUUCUUUGACACCCGGCGGCCUGUCUUGCAACGCCAGUCAUCCAUCACUCAGACCAUAAAGAGCAGCAGAAGGGUGCACUUUGAGCGGAUUAACACGGUGCCUAUUAAGGGCCAGCGAGCUGCUCGCCGCAGCACCAGGAAACACCACUCGCUCUCCAGAACCCUGCUCAGGGGAACAGCAGACUGGUUUGGAGUCAGCAAAGAUGGCGAUGCCACUCAGAAAUGGCAGAGGAAAAGUCUACGCCACUGCAGCCUGCGCUACGGGAAGCUGAAGCCGCAGGUGAUACGAGAGAUGGAUCUGCCCAGCCAGGACAACAUUUCCUUAACCAGCACAGAGACCCCGCCUCCACUCUAUGUCCCCUCCUCACAGCAUGGCAUGCAAAAGAUUGUGGACCCAUUGGCACGAGGGCGAGCCUUCCGUAUGGUGGAGGAGAUAGACGGCUACAGCGUACCUCAAACCCCCAUCACCCCCGGUGCUGCCUCCCUCUGUUCCUUCACCAGCUCCCGCUCAGGUCUCAACCGACUGCCUCGCCGGCGUAAGAGGGAGUCAGUGGCAAAGAUGAGCUUCAGGGCUGCAGCAGCAUUGGUCAAAGGGCGCUCGUUACGGGAGAGCACUCUGAGACGGGCCCAAAGACGAAGCUUUACCCCCGCCAGCUUCAUGGAGGAAGAUGUGAUGGACUUUCAAGAUGAGCUGGACACAUCAUUCUUCGCCAGAGAUGUUCUGAUGCAGGAGGAGUUGUCCACGUACGCAGACGAGGUGUUCGAGUCACCGUCUGAGGCGGCCGUGAAGGAGGCGGAGCCCAGCAGCAAGAUGGACGAGAUGGAGCUGACAGGCAGCGCCCUCGAUAAGACAGAGCUGGAGAGAAGUCACCUCAUGCUACCUCUGGAGCGAGGGUGGCGUAAAGCCAAAGAAGGAACUCCGGGACCACCAAAGGUGCCGUUGCGGCAGGAGGUGGUGAGUGUUAACGGACAGAGGCGAGGCCAGCGCAUCGUCAUACCUGUCAAGAAGCUCUUCGCCCGGGAGAAGAGGCCGUAUGGGCUGGGCAUGGUGGGGAAGCUCACGAACCGCACCUACCGCAAGCGUAUUGACAGCUACGUCAAGAGGCAGAUAGAGGACAUGGAUGACCAUAGGCCUUUUUUUACAUACUGGAUCACCUUUGUCCAUCUGCUCAUCACUAUCUUGGCUGUAUGCAUCUACGGUAUUGCACCAGUGGGCUUCUCCCAGCAUGAGACGGUUGAUUCUGUUUUAAGAAACAAAGGCGUGUAUGAAAAUGUCAAGUUUGUGCAGCAGGAGAACUUCUGGAUUGGGCCGGGUUCGGAAUCUCUGAUCCACUUGGGGGCCAAAUAUUCUCCCUGCAUGCGACAGGACAAGCAGGUGCAUGAACUUAUCAGGGAAAAGAGAGCUAUUGAACGCAACUCUGCCUGCUGUGUGCGGAACGAUCGCUCUGGCUGUGUCCAAACCUCAGAGGAGGAAUGCUCGAGUACUCUAGCUGUGUGGGUGAAGUGGCCGAAGCAUUCCAGCACCCCCCUGUUAAACGGUGAAAACAGACAGUAUGGCUCGGUGUGCCAUCAGGACCCCAGGAUUUGUCUGGAGCCUGCCUCGGUGUCACCUCAUGAAUGGCCUGAUGAUAUCACCAAGUGGCCGAUUUGCACCAGGUACAACACAGGGAACCACACCAACCUGCCUCAUAUAGACUGUACCAUCACAGGCCGACCCUGCUGCAUUGGAACCAAGGCGAGGUGUGAAAUCACAUCCCGGGAAUAUUGCGACUUCAUGAAGGGCUACUUUCAUGAGGAGGCUACUCUCUGCUCUCAAGUGCACUGCAUGGAUGAUGUUUGUGGCCUGUUGCCUUUCCUCAACCCUGAGAUUCCAGAUCAAUUUUACAGGCUGUGGCUCUCACUUUUCCUGCAUGCUGGGAUCCUUCACUGCCUGGUGUCGGUGGCUUUCCAGAUGACCAUCCUGAGGGACCUGGAGAAGCUGGCGGGCUGGCUGCGCAUCUCAAUCAUUUACAUCAUCAGUGGCAUCACCGGAAACUUAGCUUCAGCCAUCUUCCUGCCCUACAGAGCAGAGGUGGGUCCAGCUGGCUCUCAGUUCGGGAUCUUGGCCUGCCUGUUUGUGGAGUUGUUUCAGAGCUGGCAGAUCUUGGCCCAGCCCUGGAGGGCCUUCACCAAGCUCCUGUGCGUGGUGCUCUUCCUCUUUGCCUUCGGACUGUUGCCCUGGAUCGACAACUUCGCCCAUAUCAGCGGCUUCAUCUCCGGCUUCUUCCUGUCCUUCGCCUUCCUCCCGUACAUCAGCUUCGGCCGCAUGGACCUGUACCGCAAACGCUGCCAGAUCAUCGUCUUCCUGCUGGUGUUUGUCGGCCUCUUCUCAGGCCUCGUGGUGCUCUUCUACGUCUACCCCAUAAAGUGUGAAUGGUGCGAGUUGCUCACCUGCAUCCCCUUCACGGACAAAUUCUGCGAGAAGUACGACCUGAACGCUCACCUUCACUGAGGGGCGGAUAGCGUGAGCUCAACAGGGAGGCAACAGGUCAAAAAAAAUAGAUGUCAGGCAGUAUGUGUCCCCACUCUGCUCCUGUGUGGCUGUGGACUGUCAACCCCCCCCCCCCGUCUGUGAACUAUGAGAAUAUGCUUGUGCUUUUUUACUCUGUCAUUAUGAAUACCUAUGCCACUCAUCAUAAGAACUUCUUUUAAUCACCUCCCAGUUCACUCCUUCACUGUCAAGUGAAACAAAGGUAUGGCACUUCUGAACCUCGUCUCAGCUCCCAGCUGCCCUUUACACGUCAGGCAGGAAUUACAGAAACCAGCGCUGGUACAAAGAGAAGGAUUUUUUUAUUUUUUACAAUCACACUCCAGACAUAGGUUUU
Molecule: messenger RNA, 3617 nt
Organism: Paralichthys olivaceus (Japanese flounder)
Lineage: Eukaryota; Metazoa; Chordata; Actinopteri; Pleuronectiformes; Paralichthyidae
Gene: rhbdf1a
Product: rhomboid 5 homolog 1a (Drosophila)
Biological process (GO): regulation of epidermal growth factor receptor signaling pathway; regulation of protein secretion
Cellular component (GO): endoplasmic reticulum membrane
Molecular function (GO): serine-type endopeptidase activity
Source: RefSeq, a predicted model, not a curated record